UGGAAUGGCAUUACUCUGGUUCUCCAGAGAGUCUAGUGGUCGAUUCGAAAAUCUUAUCAACGUCCACGAAGCCCCCCCAUGCUCAGUCUAGUGCGAUCCCGUGCCGAUUAUGCCUCUGGUUUGCUCGCUUUGGCCUGUUUCCAUCGGCAUAAAAAAAAAAAGAGCCGAAGAAACCGGACGACAUCUUAGGGAUCGUCGACUUUAAUAACGUAUUGUGAGAUACUCGUGUCCUCGCUGUCCGUGAGGAUUUCUCGUUUUUAUACGCACGCCUCUCGACUCGUGUCUACCACAUGUUGAUCAGUAACGUUUUCAACACCGAUGAUUCACAUGCAGUGUUUACGUGGUUACUUUCUCUCCGAUACGAAUCAUAACCUCAUGGAUCAUAUUUAGCACACUGCAAAGAUGUCGAAACGACCUGGAGACAGCGGGGACUCUAGUUCCCAACCACCUAUAAAAAAGGUGCAAUUUGAGCCGAUUCUAAUUGGACCCAUAUCUACUCUUGAAGAGAUGGACAUGAAGGUUUUACAGUUCCAGAACAAGAAGUUGGCACAGAGAUUGGAACAAAGGCAUAGAAUGGAAGCUGAAUUGAGACAACGUAUCGAACAAUUAGAGAAACGCCAAAUGCAAGAUGAUACAGUACUUAACGUAGUUAAUCGAUAUUGGAAUCAACUCAAUGAAGAUAUACGUGUACUAUUGCAGAGAUUCGAUGCCGAAACUGCUGAUGAAUCGGAAAACAGAAACGAGAGCGAGGCUACGACGUCAUUUCUUAUGCAAUUAUCUUCCUGGGACAAAGAAGAAUUAGAUGAUAAAUUAGCAAACCGUGUACAGGUGUCGAAACGAGCUGUGUCUAAAGUUGUACAGGCGUUCGAUCGUUUAUCUCAAAGAAACGAGAAGAUUACUCUCGCACUGAAAGGAGAAUUUGACGGUGACGAGGCGCCGAACAUUGACGAAGUCGUACGUCGUGCCAAUGGGGAAAUACAAAUGGAAAACAGAAAUCUGCAGGCGAUAAAUAUACAAUUGCAUGAAAAGUAUCACACUAUCUCAUUAAAGAUGUCAGAAUUGCAAGAUACAAUAACAGGAAAGGAUACGCUUGCAGCGGAAAUGCGAAAUCAAGUAGACGAUCUGCAGUACGAAUUAAACAAAGUACGAGCGAGAAACGAUAAAUUGGAACAUCAUCUUGGGGAGGCAAUUGAGAAGUUAAAAGCUUUCCAACAGAUUCAUGGUGCAGAUGAGAAAGGCAGUAAUAAACCGAACACUAUAGUUGCAUCCAGUGUUUCUCAAACUAAGCUUGAUGAUUUACAAAGAGAACUUGAAGAGACACGUGAAUUGGCUAACAACAGACUGCAGGAAUUAGACAAACUGCAUCAGCAACACCGCGACACCUUAAAAGAAGUGGAAAAAUUGAAGAUGGAUAUAAGACAGCUCCCCGAGUCGGUAAUCGUAGAAACGACAGAGUACAAAUGUUUGCAAUCGCAAUUUUCCGUGCUAUAUAACGAGUCUAUGCAAUUAAAAACACAAUUGGAUGAUGCUCGUCAACAAUUGCAGUCUAGCAAGAAUGCACAUUUGCGUCACAUCGAGAUGAUGGAGAGCGAAGAGUUGAUGGCUCAAAAAAAGUUGCGCGGAGAGUGUAUACAACUCGAAGACGUUUUAGCACAAUUACGCAAGGAAUACGAAAUGCUUCGCAUUGAAUUUGAACAGAAUCUAGCUGCCAAUGAACAGACAGGUCCAAUCAAUCGAGAAAUGCGGCAUCUGAUUACCUCUCUUCAGAAUCACAAUCAGCAAUUAAAGGGCGAGGUGCACCGGUACAAGCGAAAAUACAAAGAAACUUCUACUGAAAUACCCCGGCUAAAAAAGGAAGUAGAGGAAUUGACAACUAAAUUAGGCCAACAAACGUCGCAAGAAAAUAAAGAAGGGAAUAAUUCAGAUGGCAGCGGAAAAGAAGAAGAUGCUUCAAAUUCGUUACCAGGUUCUACACAGAUAAAAGAAGAAAGCGGUGUUACAAUAAAAAGGGAAUCUGGUGCUGAUGAAGAGGUGGAAACUAUUGAGGUUGGAGAAGGUGAAGGCAACAAAAACACGCCAGAUUCCCUAACGUUAACUUCGCCGACUCUAAAAAAGGAGAAAGAUAUAAAACGUGAGAAGGAUAUCAAGAAAGAAUCUGUGAAAACUGAACAUCGGGAUCCUGCACAUCGCACUAAAGAUGCAAAGAUGGCGGAAUCAGAACUCGUGAGAGACUUGAAGGCGCAACUCAAAAAAGCUGUGAAUGAGAUGAAAGAAAUGAAGCUUUUAUUAGAUAUGUACAAAGGUGUUGGAAAGGAGCAACGGGACAAAGUACAAUUAAUGGCUGCAGAGCGUAAAACUAGAGCAGAAUUAGAAGACUUGCGACAGCAAGUAAAAAAAAUUCAAGAAAGUAAACGUGAGGAACGCAAAAAACUAGCUGAUGAAGAUGCGCAGAUAAAGAUUAAGAAGCUGGAAGAACAGGCGUAUACACUGCAACGUCAGGUCGCUUGUCAGAAACAGAAUUGUAUUUGGCUGCAGGAGGAGGAGGCUCUCCUGAACGAGAUGGAAGUGACCGGACAAGCGUUUGAGGACAUGCAAGAGCAGAACUCUAGACUGAUACAGCAACUGCGCGAAAAGGAUGAUGCAAAUUUCAAGCUCAUGACAGAGAGGAUUAAGAGUAAUCAAUUGCACAAACUCGCGAGGGAGGAGAAAGACGUGUUGAAGGAACAGGUGUCCACACUAACUACGCAGGUGGAAGCGGCUAAUGUAGUUGUACGGAAAUUAGAAGAGAAGGAACGUCUCUUACAAAACUCUCUUGCCACGGUGGAAAAGGAAUUGGCGCUGAGACAGCAGGCAAUGGAGAUGCACAAGCGGAAAGCAAUCGAAAGCGCGCAGUCUGCGGCUGAUCUCAAACUUCAUCUUGAGAAGUAUCAUUCCCAAAUGAAGGAAGCACAACAGGUUGUAGCUGAGAAAACAAGUUCCUUGGAAGCUGAAGCGUAUAAAACUAAAAGAUUGCAGGAGGAGAUAGCGCAACUCAGACGCAAGGUUGAGCGCAUGAAGAAGAUCGAGCUCGCUGAAACUCUGGAUGAAGUGAUGGCGGAGGAGUUGCGGGAAUAUAAGGAAACUCUAACUUGUCCGUCUUGUAAGGUAAAGCGCAAGGACGCCGUCCUCACCAAGUGCUUCCACGUGUUCUGCUGGGACUGUCUGCGCACACGUUACGAAACGCGGCAGCGGAAAUGUCCAAAGUGUAACUGCGCGUUCGGCGCCAACGACUACCAUCGGCUGUACCUGUCCACAUGAAGAAGAAGGUGCUGACUCGUUGGAAAAUACGCCGCGACGUAAUGUUCUGCUGGAACACUCCACGCACGUUACGCAAUGCGGCAGCAGAAAUGUCCCAAGUGUAACUGUGCGUUCGCCAACGAUUACCAUCGGCUGUACCUGUUCACACGAAGUAGGUGCUGACUCGUUGGAGAAUACGCCGCGACGUAGAGUAAUGUUACAUUAGCAUUUCUCUUUUCUUUUUUUAUAUCGUUUAUUUAUUACUCUGACUUUUUGUGGAACGAUGCGCGAUAUGUGUCUUUUCUUGAAUGCGUCGAUAAUGAAUCACGAAUUUUGCUAAAUUCUUAUGAAGACCAUAACACGUGAAAAGAAGAAUAUAAAUCAUGGAACUUAAGUAGAAUCAUAGUCGAAAAUUCUUGAGACUGGACGAUUUAUCACUUAACUCUACUACUUAUAUUUUUUCGCGCAUUAUGGUCUAGUUUAUAAACUAACACAAAUACUAAUACAAAUAAGUAGAUAGGUACAAUGAAUGAUGAAUAAGUGAGUGAGCAAUUGAACGAAUAAAUG
Messenger RNA from Vollenhovia emeryi, 3843 nucleotides. RefSeq names its product E3 ubiquitin-protein ligase Bre1 (gene Bre1). The coding region runs from base 403 to 3297 and encodes 964 amino acids. Lineage: Eukaryota; Metazoa; Arthropoda; Insecta; Hymenoptera; Formicidae. Gene Ontology annotation, molecular function: metal ion binding; ubiquitin protein ligase activity. The transcript has 16 exons. The record is from RefSeq and is a predicted model, not a curated record. Gene Ontology annotation, cellular component: nucleus; HULC complex.